Leguminivora glycinivorella is the source of this 3851-nucleotide messenger RNA. RefSeq names its product protein kibra (gene kibra). NCBI's taxonomy places the organism in Eukaryota, Metazoa, Arthropoda, Insecta, Lepidoptera, Tortricidae. The record is from RefSeq and is a predicted model, not a curated record. The transcript has 20 exons. Gene Ontology annotation, biological process: regulation of hippo signaling; negative regulation of organ growth; regulation of DNA-templated transcription. Gene Ontology annotation, cellular component: cytoplasm. Gene Ontology annotation, molecular function: molecular adaptor activity; kinase binding. The coding region runs from base 277 to 3771 and encodes 1164 amino acids.
AUUAUCAUGAGAGCUGAUAACGUGGUGGGCCGCGGCGCCUCAGUCAGCGGAGCGGAGCCGCUCUGUACGGUCGUGUGUUUUGAAAACGUCGGUGCAGUGACGUGCCGCGCGCUGUUCACUUCUCGCGUACGCGCCGCAUUCCAUCGUGGGGGCCCUACGCCGCCAUUGGUUGAUCCUGCGUGACGUCACGCCUUAUAAUGAGGUAUUCAACAUGGCCGUGUAGCUAGUUCGCGAGUGUGCUUCGUUAUUCGUUUGAAUGGAUUUAAUCAGUGAAAUAUGCCAAGGAGACGAAACGGUGAGAUACCCUUGCCCGACGGAUGGGAUUACGCGAGGGACUUUGACGGGAAAUUGUAUUUUAUCGACCACAACAGCAGAAAAACGACGUGGAUCGACCCGCGGGACAGGUACACGAAGCCACAGACCUUCGCGGAUUGCAUCGGGAAUGAACUGCCCCUUGGCUGGGAGGAGGCAUAUGACCCUCAGAUUGGUCCCUACUACAUCAACCACGUCAGUCAGGUGACGCAGCUAGAAGACCCGCGUUUAGAAUGGCUGAGCAUCCAGGAGGCCAUGCUGAGGGAGUACCUCAACACGGCACAGGAGGCGUUGGAGGCGAAGAAGGAGAUGUACGAUGUGAAAAAGCAGAGGCUAUGUUUGGCGCAAGACGAAUACAAGCAUUUGAACAAUGCCCUGUCUACGCUGGCUGCCUCUCGGACAAGCUUAUGUUCAUCCACCACCUCCGUCACAACAACGUCCACCACGUCACGUCACGAUCCGGACAUGCUCCGGUCAGAAGUGACGCAGGCAAGAGGUCGCGUCGCUCAGCUGAGGAAGGAAUUGAGGCAGGCGCGAGCUGAGGUCGCCUGCGCGAGGCGGGGCGUGGACACCCUCGCUGAAGUGGAACAAAAGCUAAGCGCCCAACAAGGAUGCUACAACAUCACCGAAGCUCAGGCGAUCAUGACUGAGCUGAAAAACAUCCAAAAAUCCCUCACCUCUGGAGAGAAAGAAAGAGCCGACCUCAUGCAAUCCCUAGCCAAACUCAAGGACGACUUGACGAGAUUACAACUAGGCGAUGCGUCUCCAGACCUUUCAACCUUAAGCCUCCCUCAAGAGAAACUUAGCACUGCCUCACAAACAGACUUAUGUGCAGACCUAGUACCAAUAGGUACUAGGUUAGCAGAAAUGGCGAGAGUACGCCUCCAAUACGACGAAGCUAGAAAAAGAAUACAACAGAUUCAGCAACAAUUAGCAGAUUUAGAGGACAAAGUCCAACCUGGUCAAGCGGAGUCUGAUAAAGACCGCUUGCUCCUAUUCCAAGAGAAAGAACAGUUGCUUAGAGAACUUAGAAGUAUAACCCCUAGAACACGGUCUAAACAGGAAAUGACUGACAUACAAAUCGAGUGUAAAAGGUUAGAACAGGACUUGAAAAACGCCUUUGAAAUGUCAAAUAAGUGUAUAGCGGAUCGAUUGAGGUUACACGAAGAAAAACAAUUGUUGCUUCAGCAGCUAAAAGAUGCGUUAACGUCUAUGACGACUUUGGAAGGGCAGUUGAAGACGUUAUCAGCGAGUACACUGUCGGUGUCAAGUAGUUCAAGCCUCGGGUCUCUUUCCACGGCCAGUAGCAAAGGGUCUUUGAGCUCUGGGAUCAGUUUUACUGAUAUAUACGGGGGUUCACAGAUUGCUAGCUCAUUCCAAGCAGAUAAGCCUAUUGAUAUGGUCGAUCUGCAUAGAAGAGUUGAGAGAUUACUCCGCGGCACAAGCUACACCGCCGAAAGCGCGACGCCCGGAGCGGGCAGCGGUUCUCAACCUUCCCUCUCACCUCGGAGCAGCCUGUCUUCAGCGAGCCCCCCACCCCCUCCCCCCUCGUACAGCCAGGUGGAGAUGCAGAGGCGUCAGCAGAGGGAACUAGAAGAGAAGUUAGCUGAGAUGAGGAUAGGCGUCGCAGGACUUAAUGAGAUCACUGGCCUUGCGACAAUACCAGUCCAACUGCAAGGCCCGGGACGGCCUUGUGAGCCGCUGUCGCCAAUAUCGGAGACCCCACCGCCGCCGCUCUCGCCAAGGACUCCCUCUUCUAGUGGUACAAACACUAGAUCAGUAUCGGCAGCAGUAAGCGACGAGUCGGUGGCCGGGGACUCUGGCGUGUUCGAGGCGGCGCAAGCAGGCGAUGCCAGCGCAGUGAACAGUACGCAAAUUGAGAUCAAAUUGCGCUACUGUAUUGAAGACAGCGCGCUGGAGAUCAGCAUACUGCGGGCGAGGAACCUCAACGCACUCUUCAUAGACGUUGGCACUGAAGUCGCGGUGCUAGGCGCCCUAGUAAUCGGUGGUGGAACAUGUGGCAUCACAUUUAGCAGUGCAUCACUACCGUGGCGCGGUACAACGUUGGCGUGGCGUCACGUGGCCAAAGCUAGUGUGGCGGGCACCCGCGCUUUAAGAGCGGCUACUUUACAGGUCAACCUCGUGUGCCGGGCUGAAUGCUUGGUUUGCGCCCAAGUGAGUCUAGCGGACUUCGAUCCUGACGCUGUGUCUCUAGAUAGUGUGACGCUGAGAAGUGGUACAACGUGGGAUGAAAGCUCAGAUGAAUCUACUGUUAUAUCGUCGCAAACGUCUACUCUCACUAGGAACAGAGGUCCAGAGAGUAUGACUGGUGCGGAAUGCAACGUGGAUUGUGGAGAGAACUCAGCCUCCGAAGAUGAGGAGUCUAGGGAACCACUUAAUCAGAUAGUAGAAGAAGAUUCCCUAGAAGACUACAUUCCCGAAGACGAGCUAGCGUUAGAAGAGGAGUACCUCCCCCCCACUGCCGAGAAAGAGACGAAUACUGAGUGCAACUUCUGCCCGGAGGGAGCGAGACAACUGCAUAGGAGAAAAAGUCCACAAGUAAGCGCCACUCUGGAGGAGCCAUUGGCAACGAUCAAGAGGUCUCAGACCUUCUCGCCGCAGCCGCAAAGCAUCGGGAAUAGGCAGUAUAUUUGCAGACUGAACCGCUCCGAGUCGGACUCGUCCAUGGCGUCGCGCGCGCGCCGGCCCGCGCCGCCGCCGCCCGCCGGCAUCCCCUUCGACCGCAGCGUGCGCGAGCGCAGGUCCCUCAGAUGGGGCCGCGUAGCAGGCGGCGCGGCGCGUCGCACGCGCACCCGCAGCGCUCGAACCUCGUUAGACCUCGCUUUAGAUCUCAGCGCGCAGCACACCAAGCUCGCUGACCUUCGGACCGAGAUCGCCCACCUCAGCCAACUUAAGAAGAGGUUAGAAGAAGCGUGCGCCCGCGGCGACCCAGCCAUCGCGUCCUGGGUGACGGAGGACGACACGCUCCGCCGCCUCGUGGCGCCCGCCGAGCCUAACGAGCGCGCCGCCAAGCUCCUCAACCGCACCUGCAGAGAGAUCUACCGGCUCAGGAAAUCUCGCCAGGGCGGCCGCCGGCCAGAUCUCGUCACAUUCAAAGAAAAAAUGGCUUUCUUCACCCGGCCGAAAUCCACCGUGCCGGUCCUAGACGGUGAAGCCGAGGAAAUCUCAGAAGACGAAUGGGAAGACGAGCUGGAAGAGCGCCGCACGCCCGACGGACGGUCCUCCAAGACCUCCUACGAACUCCGCCGAGACCAACGCUGCAAUGACGUGACCCAAGACAAGACGGAAAAGACGGACGAACCGGCGAAAGACACGCAAGAAGUCGUCGAAUGUAAAAACCCCUGCCUCGAGCGGCUGGAAGCGGUACAGGAUCAGGAAAAGACUGAUGAAGAUAGGUAUGAAUUUGUUGUAGAUCGAGCUUUAGGUGUUCAAGUCUGAAUGUAUGGAUCGGUGUGUAUAUUGAUUUAGACGGUCCAGGCAGGCAAUCAUGGUCGCGCGAUAAAUGAUAAAACAUCAGG